CACUCCGAACGUUGUUGCACUGUAGUUCUCCAAAGUUGUACAACAAGAGGGAAAUAUCGUCUUUUAGCUAUCUACAGUUGACGUCGAUUGCAAUAAAGGAAGAAUUAACUGUCAGUCUACACCGUACGUUCAAUAUGGAAACAUCAAAUUUCCUUACAUAUGAAAAUACUUCUCAUCGCACUUCUCAAAGCACAUAUCAUAAUGGGUUACUAUUAGGAAAAGAUUUCGAAUGGGCAGUGAAGUUAAAUCGAUAUAGUCUCAUAGUAAUUGGACUUUGGCCUAAGUCCGAACAAACAACAUGGGAAAAACGUAUGCGCAAUGUACAUGUACUUCUCGUUUUCUUAAUGAUGUUAUUCGUUGUUGCGAUUCCUGCAAUACAUUCCAUGAUAAGAAUCCAUUUGGACAUUUUAUUACUGACAGAUAACUUGCAAUUUACUUUACCAGUCAUCACUUGCGUCCUAAAAUUUGCAAUCUUCUGGUGGAAGAGAAAAGCAGUCGCAGCAAUAAUAAAUAUGAUCGCUCACGAUUGGUUAAAGGCGAAAACACGACAGGAAGAAACAACUAUGAUCGCAAGAGCGCAAAUUGCGCGCAUUAUCAUAAUAUGUGCGUACAGCUUAAUGGGAAUGACCUGGGUUGUUGUUGUUGUUUUACCCAUAUUUGGCUACUCGGUGAGAUACCUGUCUAAUAUCACUGAUCUGGAGAGACAAUUACCACUUCGGACAUAUUAUAUCUACGACACAAACAAAAGUCCACAAUAUGAACUAACAUUUAUUAUUCAAAGUAUUACCUUACUCAUCAAUACUAUGUGUUAUACUGGCGUUGACAAUUUUCUUAGUCUCUCGGUAUUUCAUGUCUCUGGCCAAUUGGAUAUUCUAAGGAAUCGCCUCAUGUAUAUACAUAAUGUCGCAAAUUACAACAACGUUUUAAAAAAUUGUGUGAUAGAACAUAUCCGGCUACUUAGAGCUAUUCAUCAUAUUCAAGAUGUAUUCAACAUAAUAUUGAUGGUAUUAUUUCUAUAUUUCGGUAUUCUUUUUGGUUUCUAUGGUUUUUUGAUAAUAAAUAUGCUCGAAAGUCAAGAGCGUAUUACGAUCCUUCAAAUUAUAUAUAUUUUAACCGUCUUUACCAAUACAUUUGGUCACAUGUGCAUUUAUUGUGCUGUUGGCGAAUUGUUAACCACUCAGUGUGAUCAAAUUCAUCAUGCUGUAUAUUUCAAUGAAUGGUAUACUAUCGAUCCAAGAAAAGCUUGGAACUUAAUUCUUUUAAUGAUAAGAUCCAGUAAGCCUCUUUAUCUUAAUAUUGGUAAAGUGUUUCCGUUGACAAUGGCUACAUUUUGUAACCUAUUGAAAACGUCAGCUGGUUACUUAUCCGUAUUACUUACUACAAGAAAUCAAUCGAAAAUGUGAAAUAAAUACACGAAUUAAAGAUUUAACCAAAGAGUUGUUCAAAUAAUUCAAAUUUUGUGAUAUAAAAUUGAAGUUUAGUAUAAAAUUGAAAACUUUACAUGAUAUAAUUGUGAAUGGUAAAUUAAUGUAAUAAAAUUUAUGUUACUAUUAUAAUUAAACUGAGUAAGUUUUUUAUUUAUUGAAAAUAAAAGCUACCAGAUAAUAGAGAGAAGGUUAGCUUGGCUACUAAUAAAAUAAAGAUAGGGGUAACUCGAAUAUAUUGUGUAGGUACCAUUAAAAUAAAAAUAAUAAAUAGUAUCGUAUUAGAAGUUAAAAAUGUAAAUUGCAUGGGACUAGAAUUCUAUGAUACGUUUCUACAGAAACUGUCUUGCUAUAGCAAAUGUCUAAAUUCAAACAAUAUUCAUGUUGAAAAGUAAAACCGGCAUGUAAGUAUUUUUCAGGUAUUUUACCUGUUUACUCUAAAAAUAAUGAUUGAAUAACAUCGAUUAAAAAUAAGUAUAAAUAAAUGAAAACUCGAGAAAACUGUGUAACGUUAACUAAACAUUUUUGUACGUUUGUAGAAAUAGAGGAGAUGAUUUAUGUAACAUGCUGUUAAUAAAAAUAAUACAUAUGUGAUAAUACAGAAUAAAGUAAUUCUAU
Molecule: messenger RNA, 2042 nt
Organism: Vollenhovia emeryi
Lineage: Eukaryota; Metazoa; Arthropoda; Insecta; Hymenoptera; Formicidae
Product: odorant receptor 30a-like
Exons: 8
Coding region: 135-1403 (422 amino acids)
Biological process (GO): detection of chemical stimulus involved in sensory perception of smell; sensory perception of smell
Cellular component (GO): plasma membrane
Molecular function (GO): odorant binding; olfactory receptor activity
Source: RefSeq, a predicted model, not a curated record